AACCCCUGAACGCACCAAAAUUAUAGCCACAGCCAGCAAAAUACAGCUGAUUAGCCUGCAAGCUACCAAAAAAUGGAGAAACGCUUUAAGCGUUAGGUUUAGGGGUUCGAACCUGAAACGGCGUGAAACGGUUACAUUCAAUGGAAGUUCCGCUGUUAGUAUGACACAUAAAAUUCCUUUUUGGACAGGACCUCGGCGCACGUCUAUUUUUAUGUCGUGGCACCUCAAGGAAUACCCGUGUGAACACAAAGAAAUCGAGAGUUCCACUUUCUGACCUCUACAGGCUUUGUGUCAAAAUGGAUGUUGACUACAGUUCUGCAGAUGGGUCAGCUCAUGCAAUUUCAAACACAUCUGUUGAUGUAGAGUCCAAGGAUGCCGAGAUCGAAUAUGAGGUGACUGCAGAUUCUCAGGUGGAGGAUUUGGAUGUGUACCACCUGAUGGAACCUCCUCCUUUAGACUGGAAGUCAGAUUCCUCCACUGAGGCGGGCUCCGCAGAAGAUCCCGAAGACUCCAGCUUCCUCACUCCUACUGGAAAUGAAGAAGAGGCCAGCUCAGGUGAUGCUGACGCAUCUCGCACUCUGGUUUCGUCAGAUUCCAACCAGGUACAUGAUGAGCUGGAAGUGGAUGAUGUUGAGGAAGAUGGCGAUACCCUUGAGGAGAAAACAUCCGCAGAUGUGGAGGAGGAGGCUGCUAAUCGAACACAGGGCGAUGAAGACCACACUUGUAUCCAAACCCUGCUCAGCCAACUACAGAUGACCGAAGAAGAGCAUAAGCCGAAUCCCGAAACACUGCCUUGCUUUGAUGGACAUCAACAAUCCGAUCUUGAGGCAUGCUCUUCAUCACCACCCUUAACAGAAGAUAGCACUGAAACCACCGGGUUGCUCUUUUCGGAAAGACACCAGAGAGACGUACUGGGACUGCUGCAGUGCACAGCCAUUAACACUCCACCUCAUUCUGGCUGCCUCCCUCACACAGGGGAAGUGGAUGCUGUUGUUUCCAUAUCCUACAACCAGGACGACGUCUCCAGGUUUUGGGGUCAUAAUGGCAAUGGUCAAGAGCAGAGACAACGGGGUGAUUCCGAUGGCUCGCUCCCUGAAGAUGAGUUACCUGAGCAGGUGUGGAUGAAACUGGGAGAAGAGGCUCCAGGGAAGGAAGCUGCUGCAGCAGAAAGUGAUGAGAACGAUCAGCCUUCAUAUAAAGACGUACCUGGUCCUUGUGACCCUGAAGAUCUUCUAGAUGGAGUCAUAUUUGGUGCCAAAUACUUGGGCUCCACCCAGAUCAAAUCAGAGAAGCACCCAUCUACUAAUGCCCGCAUGGUCCAAGCUCAAGAGGCAGUGGACCGCAUUAAGGCCCCAGAUGGCGAGUCCCAACCCAUGACAGAAGUGGAUCUUUUUAUCUCCACUCAGAGGAUCAAAGUUCUGUCUGCCGAUACGCAGGAAGCCAUGAUGGAUCACGCUUUACAGAUGAUUUCUUACAUCGCAGACAUUGGCGAGAUUGUUGUCCUGAUGGCACGCAGGAAGCGUAAAGGCCAAGAAAGCCCUGCUGCCGCUGCCUCCUCCUCCUCCAAAGCUCAGAAGUGCCUAAUGGUCUGCCACGUCUUCUCUUCUGAGGAUGCUCAGACCAUAGCUCAAGCUAUUGGCCAGGCAUUCGGCGUGGCCUACCAGCAGUUCCUUCAGGCCAAUGGCAUCAAGGCCAGUGAUCUGCAGCCUGGCGAGUACAGCGACUACUUGGAAAGUCAGGAGCUCUACAAUGGAGAUCUGGCCCACUUCUCUGACUCCCAGAACAUCAGAGAUAUUGCCAUCACCAAGGUUCCAGGAGAAAUUUUGGGGUUGGCGAUAGUGGAGUCGGGCUGGGGCUCUAUCCUGCCCACAGUAAUGGUGGCCAACCUCCUUCACGGAGGCCCUGCUGAGCGCUGUGGAGAGCUCAGCAUCGGCGAUCGCAUCAUGUCCGUCAACAGCACCAGCAUGGUGGGUCUGCCCAUCACCACCUGCCAGAACAUCAUCCGGGACUUGAAAAGCCAGAAGUAUGUUAAGCUCAGUAUUGUCCACUGUCCUCCCGUAACCAUGGCGAUUAUCAGGCGACCAGAUCCCAAGUUUCAGCUGGGUUUCAGUGUGGAAGACGGCAUUAUCUGCAGUCUAAUGCGGGGUGGUAUUGCAGAAAGAGGAGGCAUCCGCGUUGGACAUCGCAUCAUUGAAAUUAACGGGCAGAGUGUUGUUGCCACACCACACGACAAGAUUAUUCACAUUCUAUCUAAUGCUGUUGGAGAGAUUCACUUAAAGACCAUGCCGGCCUCCACAUACAGACUUUUAACAGGACAAGAACAACCAGUAUUUCUUUGACUCAAGGAACUUCUCAGUGUUUUCUAAUCCACAUAACAUUUGCCAAACCCAUAAGAUACUAUGCAACUGAUCACACACAGCAUAACCACUGUCAAGUACAUCAAUGUAGCAAAGUCACAAAAUCAAAAUCCUUGUGUGUUAAACAUACUUGGCCAAUAAAGCUGAUGCUAAUUCUGAUGGCCACAUAUUUACAAACCCUUGUGCACCCCUAGGGUCCAAAACAAGUAUUACAUAAGUUCCUCAUACGAUAUUUGAGGGUUAGUGGUCUGAUUGUAGCUGAGAUAGGCACCGGCACCCCCCCCCCCCCCCCCCCGCAACCCCAAAGGGAAUAAGCGGUAGAAAAUGGAUGGAUGGUCUGAAAUUUCUUCAGGGAGUUUUUUUAUACACAGUCGUGGUCUAAAGUUUACAUACACUUGUAAAGAACAUAAUGUCAUGGCUGUUUUGAGUUUCCAAUAAUUUCUACAACUCUUAUUUUUUUGUGAUAGAGUGAUUGGAGCACAUACUUGUUUGUCACAAAAAAAACAUUCACGAAGUUUGAUUAUUUUAUGAAUCUAUUAUGGGUCUACUAAAAAUGUGACCAAAUCUGCUGGGUCAAAAGUAUACAUACAGCAAUGUUAAUAUUUGGUUACAUGUCCACUGCAAUAAGGCGCUUUUGGUAGCCAUCCACAAGCUUCUGGCAAGCUUCUGGUUGAAUUGUUGACCACUCCUCUUGACAAAAUUGGUGCAGUUCAGCUAAAUUUGUUGGUUUUCUGACAUGGACUUGUUUCUUCGGCAUUGUCAACAUAUUGUCAAUGGGGUUUAAGUCAGGGCUUUGGGAAGGCCAUUCUAAAACCUUAAAUCUAGCCUGAUUUAGCCAUUCCUUUACCACUUUUGACGUGUGUUUGGGGUCUUUGUCCUGUUGGAAGACCCAUCCUCCGGCUGAUGAUUUUAGGUUGACCUGAAGAAUUUGGAGGUAAUCCUCCUUUUUCAUUGUCCCAUUUACUCUCUGUAAAGCACAAGUUCCAUUGGCGGCAAAACAGGUCCAGAGCAUAAUACUACCACCAACAUGCUUGACGGUGGGAUUGAUGUUCCUGGGAUUAAAGGCCUCACCUUUUCUCCUCCAAACAUUGGUGGGUAUUGUGGCCAAACAGCUCAAUUUUUGUUUCAUCUGACCACUUAACUUUCCUCCAGAAGGUCUUAUCUUUGUCCAUGUGAUCAGCAAAAAAUUUAGACAAGCCUUAAGGUGUCGCUUCUGGAGCAAGAGCUUCCUUCUUGCAUGGUAGCCUCUCAGUCCAUGGCGAUGCAAAGCACGCUUGACUGUGGACACUGACACCUGUGUUCCAGCAGCUUCCGAUUCAUUGCAGACCUGAUUUUUGGUGGUUCUUGGUUGACUCUUGAUCAACCUGACUAAUUUUCUCUCAGCAGCAGGUGAUAGCUUGCGUUUUCUUCCUGAUCUUGGCAGUGACAAAACUGUGCCAUGCACUUUAUACAUUGGAGCAAAAAAGUAUUUAGUCAGCCACCGAUUGUACGAGUUUUCCCACUUAAAAUGAUGACAGAGGUUUGUAAUUUUCAUCAUAGGUACACUUCAACUGUGAGUGACAGAAUGUGAAAAAAAAAUCCAGGAAUUCACAAUGUAGGAAUUUAUUUUUAAAUUAUGGUGGAAAAUAAGUAUUUGGUCACUUCAAACAAGGAAGAUCUUUGGCUCUCACAGACCUGUAACUUCUUCUUUAAGAAGCUCUUCUGUCCGCCACUCGUUACCUGUAUUAAUGGAACCUGUUUGAACUCGUUAUCUGUAUAAAAGACACCUGUCCACAGCCUCAAACAGUCAGACUCCAAACUCCACUAUAGCCAAGAUCAAAGAACUGUCAAAGGACACCAUGAAAAUAAUUGUAGACCCUGCACCAGACUGGGAAGAGUGAAUCUACAAUAGGCAAGCAGCUUGGUGUGAAAAAAUCAACUGUGGGAGCAAUUAUCAAAAAAUGGAAGACAUACGAGAUCACUGAUAAUCUCCCUCGAUCUGGGGCUAAACGCAAGAUCUCAUCCCGUGGGGUCAAAAUGAUCAUGAAAACGGUGAGCAAAAAUCCCAGAACCACACGAAGGAACCUGGUGAAUGACCUGCAGAGAGCUGGGACCAAAGUAUCAAAGGUUACCAUCAGUAACACACUACGCCGACAGGGAAUCAAAUCCUACAGUGCCAGAUGUGUCCCCCUGCUUAAGCCAGUGCAUGUUCAGGCCCAUCUGAAGUUUCCCAGAGAGCACAUGGAUGAUACAGCAGAGGAUUGGGAGAAUGUCAUGUGGUCAGAUGAAACCAAAAUAGAACUUUUUGGUAUAAACUCGACUCGUCGUGUUUGGAGGAAGAAGAAUACUGAGUUGCAUUCCAAGAACGCCAUACCUACUGUGAAGCAUGGGCGUGGAAACAUCAUGCUUUGGGGCUGUUUUUCUGCUAAGGGGACAGGACGACUGAUCCGUGUUAAGGAAUGAAUGAAUGGGGCCAUGUAUCGUGAGAUUUUGAGCCAACACAUCCUUCCAUCCGUGAGAGCUUUGAAGAUGAAACGGGGCUGGGUCUUCCAGCAUGACAAUGAUCCCAAACACACCGCCCGGGCAACGAAGGAGUGGCUCCGUAAGAAGCAUUUGAAAGUCCUGGAGUGGCCUAACCAGUCUCCAGACCUCAACCCCAUAGAAAAUCUGUGGAGGGAGUUGAAAGUCCGUGUUGCCCGGCAACAACCCCAAAACAUUACUGCUUCGAGAAGAUCUUCAUAGAGGAAUGGGCCAAAAUACCAGCUACUGUGUGUGCAAACCUGGUAAAGACCUAUAGUAAUCGUUUGACCUCUGUUAUUGCCAACAAAGGUUAUAUUACAAAGUAUUGAGUUGAAUUUUUGUUAUUGACAAAAUACUUAUUUUCCACCAUAAUUUACAAAUAAAUUCUUUAAAAUUCCUACAAUGUGAAUUCCUGUAUUUUUUUUCACAUCCUGUCUCUCACAGUUAAAGUGUACCUAUGAUGAAAAUUACAGACCUCUGUCAUCAUUUUAAGAGGGAGAACUUGCACAAUCGGUGGCUGACUAUAUACUUUUUUGCCCCACUGUACUUACGAAUUUUUGUCUGCACAGUUGCUCUUGGGACCUUAAGCUGCUUUGAAAAGGCUCCAAGUGACUUUCCUGACUUGUUCAAGUCAAUGAUUCGUUUUUUCAGAUCUGUGCCGAGUUCCUUUGACUUUCUCAUUGUCGCGUUUGUAACCGAGUCUAAUGACUGCAUCACAUGAGGUGUCGUCAAUCAUAAUCAGUCACUUGAAGUUAAGAGGCCAUGCCAUGAAGCUGCUUUGAUUGUAACUUUUCUACAUCACCAAAAUAGACCCAUAAUAAAUUCAUAAAAGAAACAAACUUUAUGAAUAUUUGUUUUGACCAACAAGUAUGUGCUCCAAUCACUUUAUCACAAUAGAAUAAGAGUUGUAGAAAUUAUUGGAAACUCAAGACAGCCAUUACAUUAUGUCCUUCACAAGUGUAUGUAAAGUUUUGACCAUCACUGUAUGUAUGCAAUCACAUUGUGUUUUUGACUGCAACAUUUUUUAGAAUAGGAUGUAAACAUUAAGUUUCUCUUAAGACCGCUUUAUUUUUAACAGACUGUAAUCCUGACAGAUUACUUUGCCUUUUUUUAAUGAAAACCAAAUUAAUGUGUGUUGGUGUAAUUACACUCUUUAACCACCGAAUGGUGCCAGAAAACCAUGAGUAUAAUUCUCAGAGUUUUGAUGAGCUAUUAAACCGCUGAAAUGCAAUGAAUAUAUUUGGCAGUUAUAUAUAACAUUUUUAUAACAGGGCAGAUACAUUUAGUCCUGCUUGUUUUAUCUCUUCAUUCUAGUUCAGGAGCCACUGCGAAAAUAAUCUUUUUUUUUGCUACCAUUGUCAUGAUUUUAUUUGACCUAUUCAAGGCUGUAAUUACCCAACCUCAAAUAGUCCAUUCUGCAACUUAUUUUUUAAAGUAUUUCAUAUUUUGCAUUUUACUAUUAUAAAAAACAGUUGUUUGGUGUGGUUUUUGUUGUUGUUUUUUUUCACAGAAAAAGGUCAUAAAACAGAAAUCAUUGACAUUUCAAAUCAAUAGCUGGAUCUGAAGUUGGUAAAAUAUUUCAAGUGUUGAAAGUAACAGAAAAUAUUAAUGCAUUGCUGACUUACGAUACUUUAAUGAGCGUAUUCUUUUAGAUCCUAAGAGUAAGUGUAUAUGGUCAAUCUUAAGGUUGCACAAGGGUUAAAGGUAAAUUGAUUUAUAUUGCUCAGUUUGUAACUAUUUGCUAUGUAACAAUAAUGCAAGUAGCCUAGAAGCCAUGAUGCAUAUUGUACAUGUUUUACACGUUUGUUUUUUACAUUGAUUUUCAUAAGGAGGGUUUUUUUUGUCUUCCUGCUUGUAAGCAUCUUAUGUGCCUGACCUGAAAGUGCUCACAGAGGAGAUGUAAAAGUACGGGUGUACUCAAAGUCUCUCACUUUGUCUCUUGAAUGCACGUUCAAGCGACACCAUGGUUUCAUUCAUACAAAACCUACCUGACGCUGCUUGGCGGUGGUAAAAAUGCACAUUUUAAGAUGACUGGUAUUUGACAGAGACUUAUAUUUUCAAAUUGAAUUGCAGUUGUGUGCAUUCAUUAAGCUGGUCUGUAAAUUAUCCUCCUGUUUUUUGGUAACAUACCCAUGAUAAUGUAACACAGCUCUAUACAUUUACAGAAUAAUGCUCAAUUUGGCAGACAUGGUCAUUGAUAUGUUUUAUAUAUUUCCAGUUGCAAAAGCUUGGUGGUGUACAACUGCACUUUAUGAUACUAAGAGCUUUCUAAUAUUUUGGUCAUCUUUAGUGAUAACUACAAACACAAUAAUCAUUUUUUUUAUUUAA
This is a messenger RNA of Nerophis ophidion (straightnose pipefish), 7184 nucleotides long. Its product is annotated as amyloid-beta A4 precursor protein-binding family A member 3. Gene Ontology annotation, cellular component: plasma membrane; dendritic spine; cytoplasm. The transcript is spliced from 11 exons. Gene Ontology annotation, molecular function: protein binding; amyloid-beta binding. Gene Ontology annotation, biological process: chemical synaptic transmission. The record is from RefSeq and is a predicted model, not a curated record. Bases 297 to 2339 code for a protein of 680 amino acids. NCBI's taxonomy places the organism in Eukaryota, Metazoa, Chordata, Actinopteri, Syngnathiformes, Syngnathidae.